Magallana angulata is the source of this 3171-nucleotide messenger RNA. RefSeq lists its product as uncharacterized. The transcript has 2 exons. NCBI's taxonomy places the organism in Eukaryota, Metazoa, Mollusca, Bivalvia, Ostreida, Ostreidae. Gene Ontology annotation, biological process: positive regulation of DNA-templated transcription. Gene Ontology annotation, cellular component: nucleoplasm; chromatin. The coding region runs from base 453 to 2198 and encodes 581 amino acids. Gene Ontology annotation, molecular function: ubiquitin-protein transferase activity; zinc ion binding. The record is from RefSeq and is a predicted model, not a curated record.
AUACAAUUCAGAUCAUUAAGCGGAAAUCAAUAAUUUUAAAUUAUUACCCCAAAUUAUUCAAAUACAAAUUAACAAAAUAAAAGGGAGCAAUUUCCCAAUAUAAAUUGAUGUAUCUUUUUUUAGAUUCUGAGUUGUAUAUAUUCAAUAUAUUCGGUUUGACUUUGAUGUAAGGAGAAGGCUAAGAUGGUUUGAGGCUGCUGCCUACUCCAAUAAAUUUUAUUGAGUAAAUUAUUGCUUAGCUUAAACUAAAAAAAUAUCAACAAUUCAAUGCAAAUUUAAAAUCAGGAACAUACUGCCCACAGGUAGGCAGACUGCAGGACAUUUAAAUCUAUUUUAAUAGGCAUCCAGGAAGUAAAUUACAAAUCUCGCCAACUCUCCUUUUAAUCAUUAUUGGGUUUCCAAAGUCUGUUGUGUGAAUUUCCUUCCACUACAUCAGAAAAUAUCUUUAGAAGAUGGCAUCAUCAAAAUUCAGUGCACCACCAACAGCCCAGCACUACUUGGAGUGUGGCACUGAAGACUGUGAGAAGAACUGUUUGUUUUACUGCAAUCCUUGUCACCGACCAAUGUGUGAACAAUGCAGAGAUGAACAUCAGAGGAGUCCAGAUAGCAAGAACCAUGAAGUGGUCCCUUACCGACAACGCAAAAGACAACUUCCUGAAUUUAAAUGCCUAAUCCAUUUAAACAAAGACGUAGACAUGCUUUGUGAGCAAUGUCAUGUUCCGGUAUGUUCAAAAUGUGCAACCAAAGAUCAUGGCGGACAUACAUUUAUAGAUUUAGAGACAGUUUAUGCAGAAAAAUGUGCUAUUUGUCUAGAUGAAAUCAAAAAAAUUGAAGAGUACUUCCUCCCAACUUCACAGGAUUUACUCAAAUCUUUUAAGAAAGAUUCUACAGAAAUAAAGAAGAUCAUGGACGACAUAAGAGCAUCAAUGAAGGCUGAAGCUGAAUCUCUGAAGAGAAUGGUUCACUCAGUCACGUUACAAAAAAUAAAACAAGUCGACGAAAUAGAAGAGUCACUCCAAGAACUGUUAAAAUCCCAAGACAUAAAGUACAAUGGCUACAUUUCUUAUCUCCAUGAGCUUGUUAAUAAGUUCCAUGGCUACCUUUCUUCUAAAGAUAUCAAAACCCUUAUGAGUGAAAUUAUAAAAAAUCUAAAAAUAGACCCCAUUCCAGAGACGGUCAAACCAGUCCCUCCAGUAUUUACUGCAGGUCAAUACAGCAAGGAGGAUGUCACCAAACUACUUGGUAGAGUAACUUCUCCUGCCACUAAACCAGAGAACAGAAAAAUAAAACCCAUGGAGACUCCCUCUACACAAUUGAAACCUCGAUGGAAACAGAGUAAACAAGACAGAGAGAAAUCUGACACAAAACCAACACUGUCUCUAUCUUCCUCUGUCACCAUGAUCAGGGAGUACACAUUACCAGGUGUUGGUAAUGUAUGCCAUAUAUCACUAGGUAAAUCAGGCAUAUUCUGGGUCAGCAAUGAUGGUGGUAUCCUUGUCCAAACAGAUCUACAUGGGAAUCUGCUUCAGAAGAUAUCAACCAAUGGUGAACAUGGCUACCACACAGUCACACAGGACGGGGAUCUGAUCUAUACAGACAGAAAGAACAAAGUCAUCAAUAGGAUAAAACAGGAUAAUACAAUCAUUGAAUUUAUUAAAACGGGAGACUGGGAACCACUCAGCAUACACUCCUCCAACAUCAACGGGGACAUACUGGUGGGGAUGAGAAAGGGUAUAGAGGCUAAAGUCACCAGAUAUAACAAGACAGGAAAAGAAAUACAGAACACACAGAGGGACAACAAAGGAAAGGAACUGUAUAGUUAUCCACACUAUAUCACAGAAAACAUAAAUGGUGAUAUCUGUACAUCAGAUUGUAAAAAACAUGCUGUAGUGGUAGUUAAUAAAUCAGGACAACACAGGUUCUCCUACACAGGUCAGGGGUUAGAGUUUUGUCCCUAUGGUAUUUGUACUGAUCUCCUCGGUCACAUCCUGGUGGGCAACGUUCCUUUCCCUAGCUUUUCCGAGCUAGUUUAUUUUUACGAACACAAUUUUUGUCUUCUGGAUCAGGAUGGCCAGUUCUUGUCUACACUACUCGCACAAAAACACUUUCCCUGUAGUUUGUGUGUGGAUGAUGAGAACAAUCUUCAUAUUGGAGAAUUUUCCAGCACCACAGUGAGAGUGUACAAGUAUCUACAGUAACUCUCUAUUAUUACCUUGAUUCUGGUACUGUACAAUAUAUCAGAUUAUUUUGAAUAUAAAUUUUUUUGUACAGUCAUGCUGAAAGUUUCCUACUGAAUAGCCAAAAGAAUUGAUAUGAAAAAAAAAUUAUAGAUACAAAUCUUUCCAUACAAAGUAUUUUAGUAUUUUUGGGGGGAUAGCAAAUCAAAUAGAAUUAAAAACAAAAAGCAACCACUCCCAUAUCUGUGUCCGUAUACUUUCAAAUGAAAUGUCUACUAAGUUAUUGAAAAUAUAGAAUUAACAUCUGAAAAUAUGGAAAAACAAAAUUUAUGGUGUUUAGAGUAAUGAAAAAGCCAAAUUGCAAAAAUUAACACACAUACAGUUAACAUACAGUUAACAUAAAUCUAUCUUUAAAGAAAAAUCUUCCUAUUGUUUAUAUUUAUCAUAAAUGUUCACAUUAUUGCUUUUCUGAAAACUGAAAAAAAAAUUCUUACAUUGAUAGCCAUUAUGGUGUUCAAAAUUUCAUUUAGUUUUGAAAUUGGCCUGUGACUUGAAUUGGGAGCAAAUAAAUGCUUUUUUAAGUACCAAUGAUUAACAAGAUUUUAAGCAUGUGUUUUACAUUGAAAGGUGAACGCAGCUAUAUAGUUUCAGUGAUAGCACAGACAUUGACAUGUUGAUAAUCAACAUUGUCUAUACACAGAUUUGAUAAUGACUGGAUAUUUUCUCCCUGAAAUUACAUGUACUAGUAUAUAGGGCAUGUACUUUUUGCAGCAGUUCGUAUUUUUUAGCCGGAUAUAGCGCAACAAUGAUGGUGUGGGAAAAACGGUACAUCAUUUUCUGGAUUUUGUGAAAAUAAAACAUCUAUUUGAGGUCAACGUUUGAAUUGUUGUGCCUUAUGCGCAGGAUAUAUUGCACAUAAUUUAAUACUUAAAUGACGUAAAAAGCAAAUACAGAGUGGAAAGUUCAAAUACACACUUUAUCAUUACAAUUCUAA